GUGCCGCCCCAGCGUGUUGUUUUCUCUUUUUACUACAGUAUUUUUUUAUCAUAACAUAGGUAGUACAUAGUUAUCGUUGUGCUCGGGCUAUAAUUUAAUUAUGUAUUAAUUACUAAUUUUUUAAUGCUAUAUUUUGCGAUCAAAAUGUAUUUUAUAUUAUAGUCUUAAUAGAACAAUUUAUAUGUUCCUGCUUUUAUAGUGCUUAUUUUAAAUUAUACUACUAUUUUUGCUUCAAUAUUUUCUUUAUCAAAUUUUAUUUUUUUUAAUAAUAUUUAUUGUAAUUCAAUGUUUAAAUUUAAAAAUCAGUUUUCUUGUCGUCGAAUUUUUAAUUUUGAUGUGUAAAGCAAAUGGAAUUUUUUCAUUUGCCAAAUUUUAUCCAGAAUGUGUUUAUAAAUUCUGAAUAUUUCUAAAUAUCUUGCUGAAUAAUCGCAAAUAUUAACAGAACUUAAUAAUGGCAUCACACUAUCGUAAAACUCUUCCAUCGGCUGAUGCUGCAUUAGCAUCAGAAGUUUUUGAUCGUUUUUGCACGGCUUCUACAAUGAAGACUAUUCUUGGUCAUUUUCGACAUCUAUGUGAAAUAUUAUGCAUCAAGCCUACUAAUUUUCCUCAAUUUUAUCCAAAACUUAAGGCUAUGCUAUGUUCAUGGAAAGCAAAAGCUUUAUGGAAUAAAUUUGAUAAAAAAGCAAGUCACAAGUGUUAUAAUCGUGGAAAAACUUGUAUGAAUACUAGGGUUUUAAUUAUUGGUUCUGGGCCUUGCGGAUUACGUGCUGCUAUUGAAGCUCAGCUUUUAGGUGCUAAAGUAGUUGUAGUAGAAAAGAGAGAUCGUCUUUCAAGAAAUAAUGUACUUCAUCUUUGGCCCUUUGUUAUUCAAGACUUAAAAUUACUCGGUGCAAAAAAGUUUUUUGGUAAAUUUUGUGCUGGUGCUAUUGAUCAUAUAAGUAUUAGACAGCUUCAAUGCAUUUUGCUUAAAGUUUCAUUAAUCCUAGGUGUUGAAAUUCACGAAGGUGUUAGUUUUGAUUCCCUUUCUCCGCCACCCAAUAAUGAUGAAAAAAUUGGAUGGAGAGCUAUCUUUAGUCCAUCAGAUCAUCCUGUUUCUCAAUAUGAAUUUGAUGUUCUUAUUGGUGCUGAUGGUAAACGGAAUACAUUGGAAGGUUUUAAAAGAAAAGAAUUUCGUGGUAGGUUAGCUAUUGCUAUUACUGCUAACUUUAUAAACAAACACACUGAAGCUGAAGCAAGGGUAGAAGAAAUAUCUGGAGUGGCUUUCAUAUUUAAUCAAAAGUUUUUUAAAGAUCUUUACCGGGAAACAGGAAUUGAUUUAGAAAAUAUUGUUUAUUAUAAAGAUGAAACUCAUUAUUUUGUUAUGACUGCCAAAAAACAUAGUUUGAUCGAUAAAGGUGUUAUAUUAAAUGAUUAUGCUGAUGUUGCUAAAUUGUUAGCUCUAGAAAAUAUUAAUAAGGAAGCAUUAACAGAAUAUGCUAAAGAAGCUGCAAAUUUUUCAACUAAUUACUCAUUGCCUCAACUUGAAUUUGCUGUUAAUCAUUAUGGUCAACCAGAUGUAGCUAUGUUUGAUUUUACUUCAAUGUAUGCUGCUGAAAAUGCUAGCCAUGUGAUCCAAAGAAAUGGCCAUAAGCUUUUAACUACAUUAGUUGGAGAUAGCUUAUUAGAGCCAUUUUGGCCAACUGGUUCUGGUUGCGCUCGUGGUUUUUUGAGUUCAAUGGAUACCUGUUGGGCUAUUAGGCAUUGGGGCUCUCCAGAUUCUAAUCCAUUAGAAGUAUUAGCUGAACGAGAAUCAAUCUAUCAUAUUCUUGGUCAAACAACACCUGAAAAUUUACAAAAAAAUAUAGCUGGCUAUACUGUUGAUCCUCAUACAAGAUAUCCAAAUCUUAAUACACGUGCUGUUUUACCUAUGCAAGUUGUACAUUUAUUUGAUUGUGAUGACAAGACUGUUGUGGAAAAACUUCUCAAAGCUCCUCGUCAAACAAUUACUCCAGUUCAAGAUGUUCCAAAAAAACGUCGAAAAAAAGUCCGUUUGGCUGCACUUGAUCCUGCAAUAAAGGAAAGUCAAGUAAAUCAAGAAACAUUACAUCAUUGGUUAAAAACUCAAGUUGAACCUUACGAUUCAAUAUCUGUUGAAGAUUUUGCGAAAUCAUUUAAAAAUGGCUUAGCAUUAUGUGCAAUUAUACAUAGGUACCGCCCAGACUUGGUGGAUUUCUUUACUCUUUCAUCCUCUGAUGUGGCAAAAAAUAAUCAAUUAGCUUUUGAUAUUUUAGAACAUGAAUUUGGAAUUCCGCCUAUAAUGUCUGGUAUUGAAAUGGAACAGUGUGAUAUACCUGAUAUUCUAACCAUGUUAUCUUAUUUGUCACAAGUGUAUGAUACGUUCAGACGAGAAAUUCCACAUAUAAAUCAUCCAAAAUUGGAAGACAGUGAUCAUGGACCUACACCAGCAGAAAGUCGUUUUAGAAUCCAUGUUGCUAGAAAUAAUAUGCUUGCCCCGUAUUCAAAACCUUCUACAUUAGUAAAACCUAUUUCGCAGUCACGAAAACGUUCAGGUGUUAAUAAUAUUUCUACUAUUGAUAAAAGUACUUCUUCUAUACAAAGACGUAAUAGAAAGCGGCGUACCAACAUAAAUAAUGGAUCAUUGGCACAAAUAAAAAAAAGACUACAUUUACGGAUGCAGCAAAUUUAUAUAAGAGAACCCGAAGAAGAUGAGUUUUUAGAAAAUAACCAUGAACAGUUUAAAGAACGAGCUAGAGAGUUGGAGAAAAAAUUAUUUCCAAGUCCACGAGACAGUCGUGUACAAGAUGGUUGCUCUUCUCCACGAUAUAAAAUGGAAGAAGAUAUUUCAGUACGAGCCAAAGAAAUUGAAGCAAAACUUAAAGGUGGCCCAGCACCUGAUAAAAAACCUAAAGACCUCAUGAGGGCUAUUGGAAAAAUUGAUAAAAGUGAUUGGAAUGUAAAAGAAAUAGAACGGAAGAUCGAAGAAAGUAAAGUAAAUGCUAAACACAUUAAAAAUGGUACUGAAAAAGUCCCUAAAUGGAGUCGCCCUCAAUUUGAUGAUAAAGUUAGCGCAAUUAAGAAAAAACUUCAUGUAAAAGGAUAUCAAGAUAAUAUCAACAAUGACAAAAAAUUCUUUGAAAUUGAUGAUAAUUUAAAUAAACUAAAUAGAAAAAUUAAAGAUGGAAAUAUUUUAGAUCAAGGUUUACGUGGUGCUAAUAAAGUUUCAGCAAUGGCUGCACAUUUAGCUACCAUAAAUAAACAGCCUGAACAACCUCUACUUCAAAGAUCUGGUACUAAAAAUACUGUAAUAAUUCCACAAGGUGGAAGUGAAACAUGUCAUUUUUGUAAAAACCGUGUUUAUUUAAUGGAACGGUUAAGUGCAGAAGGCAGAUUUUUUCACCGUGGUUGUUUCCGUUGUGAAUAUUGUCAUACAACUCUGAGAUUAGGUAAUUACAUGUAUGACCGUGAAGGUAAAUACGAUAACCGUUUUUACUGUUCUCAACACUUUGGAAUGUCUGGGACACAGCAGAUGCGAUCUAGACGUAAACUUGAACAAAAGACUGAACCAGAUUUAGGAAUUAAACCAAUUGUUUUAACAAAAACUCCUGAUAAAACAAAAGCAUCAAUGGAAUCAUUAGAUCGAGGUGAAACUCCUGAACGAGUAGAGUUUGAAAAUUUAGAUUUAGAAGAAGAUUUGGUCCUUAGUGAAAUGGACGAAGAUGAAUGGACUGAUCGUAAUUUUGGUGCUUCAGCUAAUGAAAUGCUUUCUUCCGAUGAAUUAUCUGAAUUUAGUGAUAGUGAUAGUGACGAGAAUCAAAACCUAGAAUUAAAUGAUGAUAAUCAAGAGAAAAAAUUACUGCCAAUAAAUAUUAAUAAUGACAAUGUAUGUAACAUAAAUGUUGAAGAUGACGGUCUAAGUUCACAAAAUGAAUCUGAUGAAUCACAGGAUCGUUUCAGCUACAAAGAAUUUGAUAGUGGUGAUGAUGAAAGCGACACAGCAACUGAAGGUGAAGAAGAAAUUAAGGCACGAGAAAUAAGAAAACAAGAAGUUUGUUUACGUAUCCCUAAUAUAUCAUCUGCCACUACAGAUACUGGAUCUGAUACAGAGGUCGCGACUGAUUUUUAUUCAUCAAGUUCUGGUGGUAGUAAUUCUGCUACAGAAAUAUCAACAGAUUCUGAAUUUGAGCGAGAUGAUAAAACUCCAACAAGGCACAGUAUUCCAAAUAUAAUUGUAAGCGAAAGUAUUCAAUCAAAACGUAAGGUAGAAGAAACAAAAGUUGAUCCUUUAGUUCCGGAAAAUCCUAAAAUUGCAGAAAUAGUUAAUAGAGCCCAAAAUCGACCAAAUUUUAUUCCAUUUGCUAAUCCUGGAUAUGAACUUAAUCGAACUCAGUCUACCGAAGGUAUCGCUACUAAACGUUCAUUAGAACUGAAAAAGUUAUACUUGUUAGCUGGUAAUGGAAAUGGAAUAGCAGUAAAAAAAUCUGGCUCAUCUGUAACUUUAGAUACAAAAUUUAAAAGCUUUGUUGAUCAAAUAUCCGAGUGUCAAAAAAAAUUAAAUCCUGCACCAGUCCCCAGUCCUACUAUGCAAGCAUUUUUACAAAAUGUAAGUCCUGUUGUUAAUAAAAAUGAGAAAAAAUCAAAAGAACUAUCAGAAAUGAAUGAAUUUAAACAUGUCUGUUUAAAACAUUCUGAAAAAAAUAAUGACUGUAAUGAAAACAACGAAACUAAUAAUAAAGUAAUAGAAGUAAUUAAUACUCAGUAUCAAGAACAUGAUAAUGAAUUACGUCCUCGUAGUCCAGCUCAUGAAACUUCUAUAAUUGUACCAGAGUUUCAUCGUUCCCAAAUAGAAGAUAAAAUUGAAUCAGAUUCUUUAUCAACAGAUGCUUCGACAGAUACUGAAAAUGAUUUAGAAAUUCCUGAUAUUUCGUCUGAUGAUAAGGAUAUUCCAAUAGAAAACCAUAGUUUACCAAAAUUAGAAAUCCAUAACUCUCGAGGUGAACUCAUGAAUGAUAUAGAACAACAAAAAGAACAAAUAAUUGAAUCUGAAUGCAUACCAAAAUAUUCAGAUAAUGGAUUUAAUAAGAUAAUUACAGUUCCAAGUCCAAUAAAAGAUAAAAAUGUUAGAAAUGGAGAAAUAUUAAAACAUGUUUCAACUACUGCUGAUUUAUUUAUGAACGAUGUUUCAAAGCCUAACUGUACUGACAUUUUACAUCCUGAAUCUUAUGUUCAUGUGCCUGAUUAUAAUAAUGACGAUGAUCACACUAUUGAGGGACAAACUGAAACAGAGCUUUCUGAUUGGGCAAGAGAUGAUGAUGUUGGAGUAUCUGAAGCUUGGGAUGAUUUUGUACAUGUACCAAUAAAAUCAUUAACUUAUAGAAAACAUCAGAGACCUAAAUCAAAACGUAAACCUAGAAAUUCUCCAAAGAAACGACCCAAUGAAGAUUUAGAUGAAUAUGGACAUGUCUGUGGAAAAAUUGAUAGUGAUAACAUUGAAUUCAUGGAUACCAUUAGUGACAAUGAUACUAAUGAGCAUGUCGCUGCAUUAAAUCAAACAUUGCUACACAAUACUGGUUAUGUGGAAUUUGUAACCAACCCUCAAAUGGACGAUGAUGAGCUUAAAACACCUGUGGUAGAGACAUUGAAUGCUAUUUAUAAUAUGUCAGUUGAUAAAGAUGAUAAUGAUACUACAACGACCAGUGAUCUAGUUACUGUAAUGGAUCUCAAUGAUAAAAAUAAUAUUGAUGAUGAUGCUCUAACUCCAAUUGCUAAUGAGGACUCUAAUAAAACCUAUCAGAAUUAUGUAAAACGUUUACAGGAAAAAAUAACACCAUUCAACAGUAUAAGAGAUUCUAUUGAUGUACGUAAAAUGAAAAAAAAUAGUAAAGGAGAAAAAUUAGAUGAAAAUAAUUUGAAAGAGCAAAAUGAACAAGAACAAAAUUCUACUACUUAUAAACUUCAACAAAUAACAAAUGAGAGAAUGAAAGAAAAAAAUUUAAUUCAUGAUAUGGUCAUGAGUAAAAUAACAAGUAAAUCACCUCAUGAAAGAAAACCUCGUCGUAACAAAAGUUCGCCCUUUUCUCCAGAAUCUCAUACAGAAAAUUUUGAAUUCACAAAACCACUUCCUGUUCAUCAUAGUAAUGCAGAUGUACAAGCCCGACCUACAUCUCUUCUAAUUCCUAUAAAAAGUCCUUUGAGUGAACGAAAAAUUUGUCCUACCCAACAGAUAUCAUGUUCAGAAGCAUUUUCAUUGCCUGAUAUAAGAAGAGCACUAUUUGAUGAAAAUACCCCAACAUCUAGUGUUGCUGAAAUAUUAAAGUCGACUGAAGAAAUACGUGAAAACGCUAGGGCCAGAGCUAGAUUAAAGAGUGAUUCUGAAUUAGGUAUAAGUCCUGAAGAUAAAAUUAGACAACUUAGAGAAAAGUUAGAACGUAGAAGAGCAGUAAAAAGCAAUUGUGAUGGACUUUCAUUACUAACAAAAAGUAAAAGUUGUCAAUCAAUUGAUGAAUUUGAUCUUGAUUCUGCAUUGUGUGAUACACCAAAAAGAAACGAACAAAAUAUAAUAAAUGAUCGUCCUGAAAGAAAACGUAGUAUUACUCAAACUGUUAUGGCUGCAAUUUUUCAAAAGAAGACACCAUCACCAAAUAAAAUUCGUUCUCCAUCUAGUCAUCAAACAUCUCCUUCUAGAUUUAAGUUUUUAAUGAGUGGCAAAAUAAAAGAAAAAUCUCAGUCGGCAGAUAAUGUUUCUACAUUCAUUGGAGAUAAUGAUAAAAAAUUAAUCUCAGCUGCUGGAGAUAAACCUGUGCAAUAUAAAUCAAAUAGUGAAUCUGAAAUCAGACGUCGCUUAAUAGAUUCAUUGGCUCCACCUAUACCACCACUACCAUCUUGCUAUAAUAUUGAUAAUCCAGAAUUAUUAGAAACUGUUGUCUCUAUGGAUGAAUCCAAAAAAAACAAAGUCGAUGAUGACUUUAGUAUUCAAAGUGCAGAUGGUAAAAUGUCAAAGUCUGAGAUUAAAAUUGCUAGACAGUCCCAACGGAAAAGGUUACGUAUUGCACAAGAAGUUCAAAGAAAAUUGGAAGAAUUGGAUGUUAAACUGAAAACUUUAGAAGCUGAAGGGGUUGAAGUAGAGAAAAAACUUAGAGGAGAAGGAGGUGAAAAAAAUGAAGAUGAACCAUCUCUUUUGCACACGUAUUGUGAACUAAUGAGUGAAGUGAAUCGAUUGAGAAGAGAAGAACGUGAAUUAGGAUUACAAGCACAAGAAUUAGAAAUAGAGGAUAAUCUCGCAAGGCGUGAGACAAUCAGUCCAAAUGUGUUUGGCUCUGAUUCCAAUUGUUUGGCCAGCAUUCACCGUACAAACCAUGUUCUUACAAAAUUAUUUCCUAUAUAUGUCUUGAUAGUAUUCUAUUACUUUAAUUUAUUUACUUCCUAAAUCACUUAAUAUUUCAGUUCCCUAACUGUAACUAUAUAAUAUAAUAACUAUAGUCAAAAUGUUAUUUUUGCUAUGAAGGUAAUACUAAUGCUAGUAACUAUUUAAAUACUUU
This is a messenger RNA of Aphis gossypii (cotton aphid), 7535 nucleotides long. RefSeq names its product F-actin-monooxygenase Mical (gene Mical). The record is from RefSeq and is a predicted model, not a curated record. Gene Ontology annotation, molecular function: protein binding. Bases 452 to 7423 code for a protein of 2323 amino acids. Lineage: Eukaryota; Metazoa; Arthropoda; Insecta; Hemiptera; Aphididae. The transcript is spliced from 29 exons.